CGAGUCCCCGACCCUCUCUCUCUCUGUAUAAACCUCGGCUCUCCCCGUCCCCUUUCCUCUUCCCCACUCGAAACCCCGCACUCCUCGAACAGGUGCGACGCUUCCUCUCCCUCUCGGGAGGAGGAGCUCGGCGAGGAGAGAGAAAACCAAAACCCUAACCAAGACGACGACGACGACGAAGACGACGACGACUCAUCCUCAUCCCCUUCCUCCUCCGCCUUCUUAAACCCUAGGUAGGGUUUCCCUCCGCCAUGGCGCCCAUCCUCAACUACGAGCAACACGCCCAGCGCCUCAUCGAGCCCGAUCUCCCUGCGCAGGUGCGGCUGCAGAUGGUGAUGGAGGUGCGGGACAACCUGGAGAUUGCGCACACGUCGGAGUACCUGAACUUUCUGAAAUGCUACUUCCGGGCGUUCUCCGCGAUCCUGGAGCAGCUGACGACGCCGCAGUGGGCAGAGAGCGCAGAGCACAAGCUCCGCAAUGUCGUGGUGGAGAUCCUCAACCGCCUCCCCCACAGCGAGGUGCUCCGCCCUUUUGUUCAGGACCUUCUCAAGCUCUCCCUUCAUGUACUCACCCACGACAAUGAGGACAAUGCCCUCAUCUCCAUUCGCAUCAUAUUCGACCUCCUCCGCAACUUCCGCCCCACUGUUGAAUCUGAGGUCCAGCCCUUCCUCGACUUUGUCUGCAACAUCUACCGCAACUUCCCCGCCACCGUCAACCACUUCUUUAACAAUCCCAACCCUAACCCGAACCCUAGUAACCCUAAUCCCCCUAGCAGUUCUAAUCCCACUAACUCUAGCAUCAUACCUGGUGGGGACGAUGGUGGCGGGCCUGGGUUGAUCGGGCCGUUCAUUGGGUCUGCACAGCUCAACCCUAGCACCCGGUCGUUCAAGAUCGUCACAGAGAGCCCCCUUGUUGUGAUGUUCCUCUUCCAGCUUUAUACUAAGCUUGUACAGACUAACAUACCCUACCUCUUGCCUCUCAUGGUUACCGCAAUCUCCAUCCCGGGACCUGACAAGGUUCCGGCCCAUCUCAAGACCCAGUUCAUUGAGUUGAAAGGUGCACAGGUUAAGACGCUAUCAUUCUUGACAUACUUGCUGAAGAGUUACGCCGACUACAUCAGGUCUCAUGAGGACAGUAUCUGCAAGAGCAUUGUAAACUUGUUGGUUACGUGUCCUGACUCUGUCUCCAUCAGAAAGGAACUGCUGAUAGCAUUGAAGCAUGUCCUCAACUCGGACUUUAGACGGGGAUUGUUUCCUUUGAUUGACACUCUUCUAGAAGAGAGGGUUCUGAUUGGCACAGGUCGAGUUUGUAUUGAGACAUUAAGACCGCUGGCUUACAGUCUUCUUGCAGAGAUGGUUCAUUAUGUUCGAGGAGACCUUUCCCUUCCUCAGUUGUCUCGGAUUAUCUAUUUGUUCUCAAGAAACAUGCAUGAUUCGUCCUUGACCCUUGUCAUUCAUACAACUUGUGCUCGUCUGAUGCUUAAUCUGGUGGAGCCUAUAUACGACAAAGGUGUUGACCAAGCAAGCAUGGAUGAAGCGCGGAUUUUAUUGGGACGCAUUUUGGAUGCUUUUGUUGGUAAAUUUGGAACUUUCAAGCGUACAAUCCCUCAGCUUCUUGAAGAAGGCGAGGAAGGGAAAGAGCGUUCCAAUUUGAGGAUGAAACUUGAAGUUCCCAUACAGGCUGUUCUCAAUUUACAAGCCCCAUUGGAACAUUCUAAGGAAGUAAAUGAUUACAAAAAUCUCAUAAAGACUCUCGUUAUGGGAAUGAAAACAAUUAUCUGGAGCAUCACCAAUGCCCAUAUGUCGCGCCCACAGGUCUCUCCACCAUCACAUGGUGUGCAUCAGCAAGUUCAGAUUUCCCCAUCUUCCAAUAUGCCACUUCCCUUUAAAGGACUGCGGGAGGAUGAGGUUCGCAAAGCUUCAGGUGUUCUAAAGAGUGGCGUUCACUGCUUGGCUCUCUUUAAGGAAAAAGAUGAAGAUAGGGACAUGUUGCAGUACUUUUCGCAGAUAUUGGCUAUAAUGGAACCACGAGACUUAAUGGACAUGUUCUCAUUGUGUAUGCCAGAACUGUUUGAUUGCAUGAUAACAAAUACUCAGUUGCUUCACAUAUUUUCCACCCUUCUGCAAGCUCCGAAGGUCUUAAGGCCAUUUACAGAUGUUCUGAUCAAUUUUCUUGUUAGCAGUAAACUCGAUGCUCUAAAGCAGCCAGACACACCAGCAGCAAAACUUGUCUUACAGCUAUUCAGGUUCUUAUUUAUUGCUGCUGCCAAGGCUUCAACAGAGUGCGAACGAAUUUUGCAACCUCACAUACCUGUAAUAAUGGAGGCUUGCAUGAAGAAUGCUACUGAAGUUGAAAAGCCUCUUGGUUAUAUGCAUCUUCUUCGCAAUAUGUUUCGUUCACUGAAUGGUGCAAAGUUUGAUACCCUGCUGCGUGAUCUCAUACCAUCCCUCCAGCCCUGUUUGAAUAUGUUGCUAUCGAUGCUUGAGGGGCCUACAGGUGAAGAUAUGAGGGACCUCACCAUAGAGCUUUGCCUAACUUUGCCUGCUCGGUUGAGUUCCUUGCUUCCCCACAUUCCUCGUCUCAUGAAGCCGUUAGUUUUGGCUCUUAAAGGAAGUGGCGAUCUUGUGAGUUUAGGUCUACGGACACUUGAGUUCUGGAUUGACAGUCUGAACCCUGACUUUUUGGAGCCAAGUAUGGCGAAUGUUAUGUCCGAGGUUAUUCUUGCCCUCUGGUCUCACUUAAGGCCCUUACCUUACCCGUGGGGUACAAAGGCCUUGCAGUUGUUAGGUAAGCUUGGUGGCCGGAACAGACGAUUUCUUAAGGAACCCCUUGCUCUUGAAUGCAAAGAAAAUCCUGAACAUGGGCUUCGCUUGAUUCUCACAUUCGAACCUUCGACACCAUUUUUAGUGCCUCUGGACCGUUUCAUACACCUUGCUGUGGCUGCUGUCAUGCAGAGUGGUGGCAUGGAUGCUUUCUACAAGAAGCAGGCUCUUAAGUUUCUUCGAGUCUGCUUGGUGUCGCUGCUGAAUUUACGUGGAAAUGUGACAGGUGAGGGAGUCAUGCCUGGUAUGCUUGGGUCAUUAUUAAUUUCUUCUGUAGAUCCUUCAUCUCGUCGUACAGAAACUUCAGAUAUGAAGGUUGAUUUGGGUGUGAAGACAAAGACUCAACUGAUGGCCGAAAGAUCUGUUUUUAAAACACUUCUGGUUGCCACUAUUGCAGCAACUGCUGAUCCUGAGCUUCAGGAUGCAAAAGACGAAUUUGUCAUUAAUGUUUGCCGUCAUUUUGCAAUGCUUUUCCAUGUUGAUAGUUCUUUGCCAUCCAGUUCCUCAGUCACAUUCGGACAGCAUGUCGGAUCUUCGCUCUCAUCAAGUGGUAACACUGGCAACAGAUUAAGAAGCAGUACUACUUCCAAUCUCAAGGAGUUGGACCCUCUAAUCUUUUUGGAUGCAGUGGUGGAUGUACUCUCCAGCGAAAAUCGAAAUCAUGCUAAGGCUGCACUCAAUUGUUUGAAUAUUUUUGCUGAAACUCUUUUGUUUCUUGCAAGAGCAAAGCAUGCUGGUACAGUAAGGGGCGGCCCUGGUACUCCUAUGAUGGUAUCAAGUCCAUCUCUAAAUCCCGUAUAUUCACCUCCCCCUAGUGUCAGGGUUCCUGUAUUUGAGCAGCUCUUGCCUCGUCUUUUGCAUUGCUGUUAUGGUACUUCUUGGCAAGCUCAAAUGGGAGGUGUUAUGGGCCUUGGAGCUUUAGUUGGGAAAGUCUCUGUUGAGACUUUAUGCAUUUUCCAAGUGAGAAUUGUGCGUGGUCUUAUUUACGUUCUUAAAAGGCUACCUAUCCAUGCUAAUAAAGAGCAAGAAGAGACAAGCCAGGUUCUUACACAGGUUCUUCGAGUAGUGAAUAAUGUUGAUGAAGCAAAUAGUGAACCACGCCGGCAGAGCUUUCAGGGAGUUGUUGAAUUUUUUGCUAUCGAACUUUUUAAUCCAAAUGCUUCUACUGUUGUGAGAAAGAAUGUGCAGUCAUGCUUGGCACUGCUUGCUAGCAGAACAGGCAGUGAAGUGUCUGAGUUGCUCGAGACUCUUUAUCAACCAUUCCUUCAACCUCUCAUUACACGACCUCUGCGUUCCAGAAAUGUUGAGCAGCAGGUGGGUACAGUUACUGCUUUGAAUUUUUGCCUUGCCUUGAGGCCACCUCUUCUGAAAUUAAGUCCAGAGCUUGUCAAUUUCUUACAAGAAGCAUUACAAGUUGCUGAGGCUGAUGAGACAGUGUGGGUAACAAAGUUGAUGAGCCCCAAAAUAGUCCUGACAUUUAACAAACUUAGAACAGCGUGUAUUGAGCUGCUUUGUACUGCAAUGGCUUGGGCAGAUCUUAAAACACCUGCUCACGCUGAGCUACGGUCUAAGAUCAUAUCAAUGUUUUUCAAGUCUCUCACCUGUCGGACACCAGAGAUCGUUGCUGUUGCAAAGGAAGGGCUACGGCAGGUUAUUCAGCAGCAAAGGAUGCCAAAGGAUCUGUUGCAAAGUAGCCUUCGGCCUAUUUUAGUCAACUUGGCACACACGAAAAGCCUAACCAUGCCCUUGCUACAGGGGUUGGCUCGUCUUCUUGAACUUUUGGCAAACUGGUUUAAUGUCACUUUGGGUGGUAAAUUAUUCGACCACUUAAAGAAAUGGCUAGAACCUGAAAAGCUUGCUCAGAGUCAGAAGUCGUGGAAACCUGGGGAUGAACCAAAGGUUGCUGCAGCUAUGAUUGAGCUUUUCCAUCUUCUACCUCAGGCAGCUGGAAAGUUUUUAGAUGAACUUGUGACUCUAGUAAUUGAUCUGGAAGGGGCACUUCCACCAGGACAAUUCUAUAGUGAAAUUAACAGUCCUUAUCGUCUUCCGCUUACGAAAUUUCUAAACCGCUAUGCAACUGAUGCUGUUGAUUAUUUUCUUGCUCGCUUAAGUCAUCCAAAGUAUUUUAGAAGGUUUAUGUAUAUAAUCUGUUCAGAUGCCGGCCAGCCGUUGCGAGAGGAACUUUCAAAAUCGCCGCAAAAAAUUCUCACAAAUGCUUUUCCUCAGUUUGUUCCGCAAGCUGAAGGAUCUGCAGCACAGCCUUCUUCAAUGAAUAAUGAAGGCCUCACAGGCCCCAUCUCAGACAGUUUUGCUAGUCAACCUUCAUCAAGUGCAGCUACAUCUUCUGAUGGUUAUUUUCAUGGGCUUGAGCUUAUCUCCACCCUUGUGAAAUUGAUGCCUGACUGGCUGCAUAACAAUCGUGUGGUCUUUGAUACCUUGUUACUUGCUUGGAAGUCACCUGCGAGAAUUGCUCGACUACAAAAUGAACAAGAACUUAGUUUGCUUCAGGUGAUGGAAAGUAAGUGGCUUGUAAAAUGCUUCCUGAAUUAUCUAAGGCAUGAUAAAACUGAAGUUGGUGCUCUUUUUGACAUGCUAUCAAUAUUCUUGUUCCACAGCCGUAUUGAUUACAGUUUUCUCAAGGAAUUUUAUGUCAUUGAGGUUGCUGAAGGAUAUGCUCCCAACUUAAAGAAAGCAAUUCUCACACAUUUCUUAAGUAUUUUCCAGUCAAAACAGUACGGACAAGAUCAUUUGGUUGUUGCCAUGCAAAUACUUAUACUUCCAAUGUUAGCACACUCUUUUCAAAAUGGCCAAAGUUGGGAAGUUGUUGAUCCUUCCAUUAUAAAAACCAUUGUUGAGAAGCUUCUUGAUCCCCCUGAGGAGGUAAGUGCGGAGUAUGAUGAGCCUCUCAGAAUAGAACUUCUGCAGCUUGCCACCUUACUGUUGAAGUAUCUACAAAAUGAUCUUGUACAUCAUCGGAAGGAGCUCAUAAAAUUUGGAUGGAAUCAUCUCAAGCGGGAAGAUAAUUCUAGUAAACAGUGGGCUUUUGUCAAUGUCUGCCACUUCUUGGAGGCAUAUCAAGCUCCUGAGAAGAUUAUUCUUCAGGUUUUUAUCGCUUUACUGAGAACUUGCCAGCCAGAAAACAAGUUGCUGGUCAAACAAGCUCUUGAUACACUCAUGCCUGCUCUGCCUCGAAGAUUGCCUCCUGGAGAUACUCGUGUGCCAAUAUGGAUUCGAUACACAAAGAAAAUUCUUGUUGAAGAAGGCCAUUCAAUCCCUAACAUGAUUCACAUUUUCCAGCUUAUAGUACGCCAUUCUGACCUCUUCUAUAGUUGCAGAGCACAGUUUGUUCCUCAGAUGGUUAACUCUCUUAGUCGGUUAGGGUUGCCGUACAACACAACCCCAGAAAACCGACGUCUUGCCAUUGAGCUUGCUGGAUUAGUAGUUGCCUGGGAAAGGCAAAGGCAGAAUGAAAUGAAGGUCGUACAAGAAACCGACGUCCAUAAUCAGAUGACUGAAUUAUUUAAUCCUACUGCUGUUAGUGCUGAUUCAAAGCGCCCGUCGACGGAUGUUUCUGCAUUCCCUGAUGAUUUGAGUAAGCGGGUAAAAGUUGAGCCAGGUCUGCAGUCUCUCUGUGUUAUGUCACCAAGUGGUCCAUCCUCUAUUCCAAACAUUGAAACACCAGGAUCAAGCGGCCAACCUGAUGAGGAGUAUAAACCUAAUGCUGCAAUGGAGGAGAUGAUUAUCACUUUUCUCAUAAGGGUCGCACUGGUGAUAGAACCUAAAGAUAAGGAAUCUACCUCGAUGUACAAGCAAGCUCUAGACCUACUUACUCAAGCUUUAGAAGUCUGGCCAAAUGCCAAUGUUAAGUUCAAUUAUUUGGAGAAGUUGCUUGGAAAUCUAACACCUUCCCAGUCUAAGGACCCAGCAACGGCUCUUGCUCAGGGCCUUGAUGUCAUGAACAAAGUUUUGGAGAAGCAGCCCCGUCUUUUCAUCCGGAAUAACAUUAAUCACAUUUCUCAGAUACUAGAGCCCUGCUUCAAUAAUAAGAUGAUGGAUGCUGGAAAGUCGCUUUGUUCCUUACUGAAAAUGGUCGUCAGUGCUUUUCCGGUUGAAGCUACUACUACGCCGCAGGAAGUAAAGAUGUUAUAUCAAAGAGUUGCCGAGCUCAUUCAAAAGCAUCUGGCUGCUGUGACAACUCCUCAGAUAUCACUUGAAGUUAGCAAUGCCAACUCUAUCAUAAGCUUUUCUCUUUUUAUUCUUAAAUCCCUUGCAGAAGUACAGAAGAACUUUGUUGAUCCGUUCAUUCCUUUACUGCUCCGAGUCCUCCAACGCCUUGCACGAGACAUGGGAUCUUCUGCUGGUUCUCAUAUUAGACAAGCGCAGAGGGCUGAUAUAGAUUCCUCAGCCAGUUCACGUGCCACAGCUGACUCUUCUACCAUCAUUUCUAACAUGAAAUGCCUCUUACAACUAAUUAGCGAAAGGGUCAUGCAAUCAGCUGAAUAUAAACGGCAAAUAGGCCAAAUUCUUCAUGCUCUUCUUUCAGAGAAAGGGACAGACACCAGUGUGCUUUUGUGCAUACUCGAUACAGUAAAGAAAUGGAUUGAGGAUGACUAUAAGCUUGCUCCUUCUGGUGCUUCAUCUGCAACUCUUACUCAGAAGGAGAUAGUAUCUUAUCUUCAGAAGCUAUCACUAGUUGACAGGAAAAACUUCACUCCUGCUGCACUAGAAGAGUGGGAUGAGAAGUAUUUGCAGCUUCUAUAUGGAGUUUGUGCCGAUUCAACCAAGUUUCCAUUGACCCUUCGCCAAGAAGUAUUUCAAAAGGUUGAAAGGCAAUUCAUGCUUGGGCUACGAGCGAAGGAUCCAGAAGUUAGACAGCGGUUCUUCAUGCUUUACCAUGAAUCCCUUGGAAAAACCUUAUUUGCGAGGCUUCAGUUUAUCAUUCAAAUUCAGGACUGGGAAGCUGUAAGUGAUGUUUUCUGGCUGAAGCAGGGUCUUGAUCUUAUCUUGGCUAUCUUAGUAGAGAAUGAGCCGAUCACUCUUGCCCCAAAUUCCGCACGAGUACCUCCACUAAUGGUACGGGGAGUUGGUCCGGAACGUUCGCCAAUGCAGCAGCAGCAGCAGGCAACUGAUCCAGCAGAUUGUUCAGACGGUGCUUCACUUUCAUUUGACUCUCUUACAGCAAAGCAUGCCCAAUUCUUAACUGAGAUGUGCAAGCUUCAGGUUGCCGAUCUUGUGAUUCCCUUGAGGGAACUUGCAUAUACAGAUGCCAAUGUUGCAUACCACAUCUGGGUCUUAGUCUUCCCUAUUGUUUGGGUUACUCUACAGAAAGAAGAACAAGUGGCAUUGGCUAAGCCAAUGAUUGCUCUUUUGUCGAAAGAUUACCACAAAAGGCAGCAAGGAAGCAGACCUAAUGUCGUGCAAGCUCUUCUCGAAGGGCUUCACCUGAGCCACCCUCAACCUCGAAUGCCAAGUGAGCUCAUCAAAUACAUAGGUAAAACAUUUAAUGCAUGGCAUAUCUCCCUGGCGCUUCUGGAGAACCACGUUAUGCUCUUCAUGAAUGAGGCCAAAUGUUCUGAAUCACUAGCUGAGCUUUAUCGGCUUCUUAAUGAAGAAGACAUGAGGUGUGGGUUAUGGAAGAGAAGAUCGAUCACUGCCGAAACAAGAGCUGGGCUUUCGCUAGUCCAGCAUGGUUAUUGGCAGCGAGCUCAAAGUCUCUUCUAUCAGGCGAUGAUCAAGGCAACACAGGGCACGUAUAAUAACACUGUUCCGAAAGCAGAAAUGUGCCUUUGGGAAGAGCAGUGGCUUUCCUGCGCAUCUCAGUUAAGCCAGUGGGAUGUCUUGGCUGAUUUUGGCAAAAGUGUGGAAAAUUAUGAAAUUUUGCUCGAUUGCCUUUGGAAAGUACCUGACUGGGCAUAUAUGAAGGAGAAUGUGAUCCCUAAAGCUCAGGUUGAGGAGACACCUAAGUUGCGUUUAGUGCAGGCCUUCUUUUCUCUUCACGAUCGAAAUGCCAAUGGUGUUGGCGACAUAGUUUCAAAGGGUGUUGAGCUUGCGCUAGAAAAUUGGUGGCAAUUGCCUGAAAUGUCUGUCCAGUCAAGAAUGCCUCUACUACAACAGUUUCAGCAGCUAGUUGAAGUACAAGAGUCAGCUAGAAUACUUGUGGAUAUUGCAAAUGGGAACAAACAACCUUCAGGAAAUUCGGGUUCCAAUUCUCACAAUGCCUUCGCUGAUCUCAAGGAUAUCCUCGAGACAUGGAGACUACGGACUCCGAAUGAGUGGGAUAAUAUGACUAUCUGGUAUGAUCUACUCCAAUGGAGGAAUGAGAUGUACAAUGCUGUAAUAGAUGCAUUUAAGGACUAUGCUCAAACAAAUCCUCAACUUCAUCAUCUGGGUUAUCGAGACAAGGCUUGGAAUGUGAAUAAGCUCGCCCACAUAGCUCGCAAGCAAGGACUCCAUGAUGUCUGUGUAUCUAUACUUGAUAAGAUGUAUGGACAUUCUACCAUGGAAGUUCAGGAAGCUUUUGUUAAAAUAAGAGAACAAGCGAAGGCUUAUUUGGAAAUGAAAGGCGAACUCAUUAGUGGGCUUACUUUAAUUAACAAUACAAAUCUUGACUACUUCCCUGUGAAGCAUAAAGCAGAAAUAUUUCGUCUCAAAGGCGACUUUUUGCUAAAGAUGAAUGAUUGUGAGAAUGCAAAUAUUGCUUAUUCCAAUGCAAUAAGCCUUUACAAACAUUUGCCAAAAGGGUGGAUCAGCUGGGGAAACUAUUGCGAUAUGAUUUAUAAAGAAACACAUGAAGAGGUAUGGUUGGAAUAUGCCGUCAGCUGCUUCUUCCAAGGCAUCAAGUAUGGCGUGUCAAACUCAAGGGGCCAUCUAGCUCGAAUUUUAUAUCUUCUUAGCUUUGAUACGCCGAAUGAAACCGUGGGAAGGGCAUUGGAUAAAUAUCUUGACCAAUUGCCUCAUUGGGUUUGGCUUUCAUGGAUACCACAGCUACUGCUCUCCUUGCAGCGAAGUGAAGCACCGCACUGCAAGCUAGUUCUUUUAAAGAUUGCUCAAGUUUAUCCACAGGCCUUAUAUUAUUGGCUACGCACGUAUUUAAUGGAGCGACGUGAUGUUACUCAUAAAGCUGAAUAUGGAAGAAAUUUUGCCCUGGCCCAACGCAUGCAGCAAGCUGCAUCAGUAAACAGUGCUGGCUCUCAAAACUUGGUUGAUGGGAAUGCCAGAGCCCCUAAUCAUCUUAGCAGCGGUAACUUAACGCCUGAAAGCCAGGUUCACCAAGGAGGGGCCCAGUCGGCAGGUGGUUCUAGCGGCCCUCAUGAAGGAGGGAACUCUCAAGGGCAAGAGACUGAGAGGUCUGCGGCUGAAGGAGGUGCUGGUACUACUAGCCAUGAUCAACCUCCACAGAGCUCAGUUGCUUCAGAAGGAAGCCAAAUUCCUUUGAGACGGAGUGGCGGCGCUGGUGCUCUUUCUUGGGUUGCUGCUGCUGCUAGUGCCUUCGAGGCUGCGAAGGACAUAAUGGAGGCUCUUAGAAACAAGCACAAUAAUUUGGCUAACGAGCUUGAGUAUUUACUUUCUGAAAUUGGUUCGAGAUUUGUCACUCUUCCUGAGGAACGGCUCUUGGCUGUGGUCAAUGCAUUGCUGCACCGAUGCUACAAGUAUCCAACAGCCACCACUGGUGAGGUCCCACAAUCUCUGAAGAAGGAGCUCUCUGGCGUUUGCCGAGCCUGUUUUUCACAAGAUGCCGUGAACAAGCAUGUCGACUUCGUGAAGGAAUAUAAGCAGGACUUUGAGCGUGAUCUCGAUCCUGAAAGCACAGCUACUUUCCCAGCUACUCUGGCUGAAUUGACGGAACGAUUAAAGCACUGGAAGAAUGUUCUCCAGAGCAAUGUUGAAGACAGGUUCCCUGCUGUCUUGAAACUCGAAGAAGAGAGUAAAGUAUUGCGUGAUUUUCAUGUGGUUGAUGUGGAGGUUCCGGGACAGUAUUUCACUGACCAGGAAGUUGCACCUGACCAUACCAUAAAGUUAGACAGAGUAGGCCCGGAUAUUCCAAUUGUACGGAGACAUGGGAGUAGCUUCCGGCGAUUGACGCUCAUAGGCUCUGAUGGUUCUCAGCGACAUUUUAUUGUUCAGACCUCCUUAACUCCGAAUGCUAGAAGUGAUGAACGUAUGCUCCAGCUAUUCCGGGUGCUGAACAAGAUGUUUGAUAAACACAAGGAAGCAAGGCGGCGCCAUUUGACUAUCCACACUCCAAUAAUAAUUCCUGUUUGGUCACAGGUUCGGAUGGUGGAGGAUGAUGUGAUGUAUAGCACAUUCCUCGAGGUGUACGAGAUUAAUUGUGCACGCCACAACCGGGAAGCUGAUACGCCUAUCACUAAUUUCAAGGAACAGCUCAACCAAGCCAUCUCAGGGCAAUACCCACCUGAAGAAAUAGUAAAUCUACGUCUACAGGCGUAUAACGAAAUAACAAAGAAUGUUGUCAAUGACAAUGUCUUCUCUCAGUACAUGUACAAAACUCUACCAAGUGGGAACCACCUCUGGACCUUCAAGAAGCAAUUUGCCAUCCAGCUGGCACUUUCAUGCUUUAUGUCGUACAUGCUGCAGAUUGGUGGAAGGUCCCCAAACAAGAUCCUGUUUGCUAAGAACACUGGAAAGAUAUUCCAGACUGAUUUUCAUCCAGCUUAUGAUCCGAAUGGAAUGAUUGAGUUCAACGAACCAGUUCCGUUUAGAUUGACGCGUAACAUGCAAGCUUUCUUUUCACAUUUUGGCGUCGAGGGCCUUAUUGUCUCUGCCAUGUGUGCUGCAGCUCAGUCUGUAGUUUCACCUAAACAAACUCAACACAUCUGGUAUCACCUAGCCAUGUUCUUCCGAGAUGAAUUACUAUCUUGGUCCUGGAGGAGGCCACUUGGUAUCCCCUCUGUACCGGUCGCUGCGGGAAUGAUCAACCCUCUGGACUUUGAACAGAAAGUGACGACUAAUGUGGAGCACGUUAUCAGCCGGAUCAAAGGAAUAGCACCACAGGUUCUCUCGGAAGGGGAAGAGAAUGCGACGGAACCGCCACAGUCGGUACAAAGAGGCGUGACGGAACUGGUGGAAGCGGCAUUGUCCCCCAGGAACUUGUGCAUGAUGGACCCGACUUGGCACCCGUGGUUCUAGCUUUUGCCUAAUUUACUUAAAUCACCCUCUUUUCUGCUUAAGCUUUCCUCGUAAAUAUUUGUACAUAACAAGAAGCUAACAACAAACAAACGGGAUUACCGUAGUUUUAAGGGUAACGUAAUCGGGCGCCGUCCAAAAUUUUGUACAAAAGUAGGUACAAGAGGAUGAUGCUAUUUAUGUGUGUUCUAUGACGGAUGUUAAUCAAUUAUUAUUAUUAUUUAUCACAUGAUUUUGCCUGCU
Molecule: messenger RNA, 12209 nt
Organism: Ananas comosus (pineapple)
Lineage: Eukaryota; Viridiplantae; Streptophyta; Magnoliopsida; Poales; Bromeliaceae
Product: transformation/transcription domain-associated protein-like
Exons: 36
Coding region: 252-11969 (3905 amino acids)
Biological process (GO): regulation of DNA-templated transcription; DNA repair
Cellular component (GO): NuA4 histone acetyltransferase complex; SAGA complex; nucleus
Molecular function (GO): protein binding; transcription coregulator activity
Source: RefSeq, a predicted model, not a curated record